CGAGACGCGUCUACUACUCUGUACUGUUUAUUAAAGCAUUCAGAACAUUAAAUAUUCUGCGCGCCAUAAUCUCCUCUUUACACUAGUGUCUCAACCUGGCCUGUCGCCUAGCCGCCCCGAUCCUAUCAAUGACGACAUGAGGGAUGCCUCAAAUCUGGUUUCCCCACAAAGCUGUUCCAUAGGACGCGAUAGCGUGCAGUUCAAGCAACAAUGCCAGCGGGAUUGCCCCCAAAGUAUGUCGACGUGGCCAGUGCGCUUAGGUUAAGACGCGCUGCUGCCAAUGUCAUGGGCAUUGUCGUCGAUGUCUGGGGCGACCCCUACAAAAGCUCCGGCACCUCCUUCUGCGUCACUUUUACAAUCAAAGAUUCAAACCUGACCAACGGCCAUAGCUGGGAUGGUCUGAAAAUCAAAUAUUUCAAGGAAACUGAAAGCCUGCUGCCUCCUGUUACCACAGGCGAUGUAAUUUUGCUGCGAGAGAUCUGGGUCAAAGUGAUGCACAGCCAGCCAAUGGGCGUGGCUGCCCAGGAUAUCAAUAUACCAUGGGCGAUCUUCCGGCCAGAUCAGGAUCCGACAGCUCAUAUCGCUCCGAUCACUGGCCCUGUUCCUUUUGAGCCUACAUACGCGGAGAAAUCAUAUGCAUCAUCGCUGUUUGCCAUUAGCCCAGGCACCUUUCGCAUUGCUCCUGCCCCCAAGCCAGACUUUGCGCGGCUUGCCAAUGCAGCAUCAAGGUCUACUUCAACUACUCAACGAAGGUUCGCGCUGAUCAAAGACAUUGACGACCGACAGUUUGUGGAUCUUAUUGGUGAAAUACUCAAGAUACACAGCAGUGAUAGCGAAAAAGCAACCCUCUACUUUACCGACUAUACGGAAAACGAGAAGAUGUUCUACUAUGCAUCUGACAAUGACCCCAACCUUGAUCAAGGCCGCGAGGGAGAUGAAUACAACUACAUAGGGCGUCAGAAGAAGAAGUGGGACGGUCCGUCCGGUCGAAUGAUCAUUCAAAUCACGCUCUGGGAACCGCAUGCAUCGUUCGUCAGAGAUAAUUUUGAACUUGGUGGAAUUGUCCGCUUAAAAAACGUUCGUAUCAAAGGAAGUCGGGUCGAAGGGGGUUCUUUGGAAGGUGUCAUCCAUACCGAUCGUGACAACCCUCGUGCCGUCAACGCUUUCCGAGUAGACAUGAAGGACGACCCUAGAGUUCAAGAAUUCCUAACUCGGAAAGCAGAAUAUUUGGAAGCGCAUCCGAAACCCCAAAAACGAAAAGCAGAGGAAGACCUCAGAUCCGCUUCAAAAAAGGCCAAUACGAAGAAACAACGUGUCAAACCACCACCAAAGAGAGAAGAGGGUCAGAUUUCCCUCCCUCUCGCCAGCAAGGCCGAGGUAUUACCACAUGUCAAAGCAGGCGCAGACUGCAACGCACGGCAGAUAAGCCUUUACGACAUACUGAACAACAAAUCACACAAUCACAAAUCCCCCGAGGGCAUCGAAUACCGCCUCCCCUUCCAAAAUUUCAUCUAUUUCAGCACCGUCCGUGUGGUUGAUCAUUAUCCACAUCGUCUAGAAGACUUCGCCGUGCCCCAGGAACAGCGUUCGCUCGGAUACGACGAGGAACGAGAUCCCGCUGGCGCGCGAACCAUUAAGAAAUGGGAAUGGCGGUUCUGUCUUCUCGUUGAGGAUGUCUCGCCCCCUGCACCCGGACAGCCGAAAGCGCGUACCAAACUUUUCGUCUCGGACACAGAUGCUGUGUACCUGCUCCAACUGGAUGCGGCUGAUCUCCGCUCACACCCAACAAGGUUACAUGAUUUGAGAGAAACGCUGUUCACUUUAUGGGGUAAUCUCCAUGAGAUCAAAACGGAAGCUCUGGAAGGGGGCUCGAAAUUUCCGGAUUUAAGCUUCCUCGACUCAAAGCCUUUCAACUGCUGUAUAAGGGAAUACGGCAUUGUCUGCAGCCAUAAGCGUGAUUCUAAACCGCUACGUGUCUAUGAGGAUUCAAGGGCCUGUGCUAAUGGGGAUUGUUUUGGAUGGGAGAGAAGAUUGGGACUCGUCAAGACGACAAUUCAUUAAACUUCUAGUAGAAGGUUUGACUAGAAUAGAAGAAUAUGCCCGCCGCUUUGGGUGCGCAUUGAAUGCGGUACCUUGGUGAUAACUGUAGAAUAUGAUCAUAAUGCAUAGCUUUUGAGCUAGAGAAACCACUUUGAAGGAACACCGUGCGACCAAUAGUGCAACAGCUGCACAUCGCCAAAGAUGAUACCGAAUAUAUCUUUUUAGAACGCCCUCGAUGCCAUAAUGUUACAGGCCCUGUUUCAAGGGGAAAGACUGAAGAUGAAGACAAUAUCUAGACCUUGGUCACCUUGACGAUAUUGGUGUCGAUACCGUGAGCUGCUGUAUUAAAUCGGCAACUGGAGCCCCAGUAGCAGUCCUUUCUUCCAGGCUCACUUUGAGGACAACGAUGUCCGUACAUACACUCGGGGUCAUCGCAUUCAAGUCCGUAGCGACAUGGAGUCAUCCGGGCAACAGCUGUCAAUGUUUGAAGCUCACUCUUUGUUAGUUUGCGAGAAUGAUCGUGGUGGCAAUUCUCAUUGGGACAUUCGCCUUGCAGAAACAGAUAAUUGCAUAGCUUCAGCUUCUUAAUGCGAUUCACCUCUUCUCGCGGGAUGCUUUGAAUGUCAAGGCGAUCUACACGUUGACCGUACUUAUUUCGUUCCACGAUUUUAGGGCGCGAGGAGGAGGUAGGUUUCGAACGCACCAGUUGAAAAUCAUCACCACUGUGAGAGCUUGCUGGCGUUGUUAUAGGCGCGCUGUUACUUGCAGUGGUAAUAUUGCUGGAUGUUCGAGAUAGCGGUGCUGCCUGAGGAUUUGGUGAGGGCGUCAGGAGUGAGCGAGGCUUUGUAGCCACGGCGGCCUUCCAUGGGGUCCAGACAGGCGUGAUUUUCGAUUCUCGGAAUAGACUGGGAAAUCUAGUGAACCUAUAGUGGGCUUUUAACGGGUCCAGAUUCUUUCCGAAUGGAAUCCCUUCAAUCAAAGAGACUCUCCCUAAGAGUUCCAAGUCCGCCAGGGUAUCUUCCAACGUCUGGCUAUAUGGGGAUUCAUCCGAACACCCCAGGAAAAUUUGGUGGCAGUGGCAGUUGUACAGAUGUAGCUUGAAAGUUUCUGCCGACAACCAGUCAGCGCA
Messenger RNA from Aspergillus calidoustus, 3169 nucleotides. NCBI's taxonomy places the organism in Eukaryota, Fungi, Ascomycota, Eurotiomycetes, Eurotiales, Aspergillaceae. The record is from the annotation of a GenBank genome assembly.